CUUGAGCUAAAAUCUGUGUUACUAAAUACUUUGAAUUCGCAUGACUGUGAUCUGGAAAUUGUGACAUUUGUAUGGGGAUUUUGUUGUUAUUUGGAGAACAGUAGUCGCUCGUCGUUACACCAAAAAAAGAAAAAUGAAUAGGUUGUUCGGGAAAGGAAAACCUAAAGAGCCCCCACCAAAUUUGACUGACUGUAUAGCUGGCGUUGAUAGCAGAGCGGAAUCAGUUGAAAAGAAAAUAGCUCGACUUGAUCAGGAACUAGUGAAAUACAAAGACCAGAUGAAGAAAAUGAGAGAAGGGCCAGCAAAAAAUUCAGUUAAGCAGAAAGCAUUGAGAGUGUUGAAGCAGAAAAAAAUGUACGAACAGCAAGUGGACAACUUGAGACAGCAGGCGUUCAACAUGGAACAGGCCAAUUAUGCAACUCAGACAUUGAAAGACACUCACGCCACUGUGGCAGCCAUGAAGGCCGGUGCAAAGCAAAUGCAGAAGGAGUUCAAGAAGCUCAACAUUGAUGAAAUUGAGGAUGUGCAAGACGAUAUGGCAGACCUGUUGGAUCAAGCAGAAGAAGUGCAGGAGGCUCUGGGACGUUCAUACGGCAUGCCCGAGAUUGAUGACGACGAAUUGGCUGCUGAGUUGGACGCUUUGGGUGACGAAAUAGCUCUCGACGAUGACACUUCCUAUCUCGAUGAUGCGGUCAAGGCCCCGACUGCUCCUGAUAAGGAACCCGGAGCUGACAGUUUGCGGAACAAGGAUGGUGUACCUGUGGAUGAAUUUGGUCUGCCUCAAAUACCUGCAUCAUAACUUUGUGAUGUCACUUGUAAACUGUGCACGUUACUUCCAAAAGAACUUAUGAACGUUUCUUGAUAUGUGAGACAGCCAUAAUGAUCGUUACAAUUAAGCAAUAUCGGCCACUCUGAAUUUGUUCAUGUGGUGAUGCCUCCUGCUAAAUAUCAGAAAGUAUAGUUGCUUGUUCUAACCAUAAAUUAAAGAGCAUUUUGAUGUGAUGAUGGUUACAAGCUAUGAAAUAAGACACAAUUUUUAUUUUGUACACCUUUUCUUUGGAAGUGAUAAUCUUGAAGGAUUGUGUACAUUUUGAAACUGCUAUUUACCUGAAGGUAUUCUUUUAAUCAAAAGUAAUUGUAGUCUUUAUUGUUUUGUUAUUUUGCUAUAUAUUUUAUUCUUUGUAUAAACUAACAUCUGUAUUUUAAACAUUUCUGUAUUAGUUAUUAAGCGUGCUUUCACACAAACUUUAAAUAUCCGUUGUUACCUGCAAAUAUGAUUCACAAAAUCAUUAAGGUUUGUCAUUAAGAAUGUCACCUAUCCAUUAAGGGAAUGUUCUAAAAAUCAAGUGACUAUGCAGCCUGAGUGGAUAUCUGAUUAGCCAAGGUAAGGAACCUACACAUUUUGGAAUCUGAACAGUGAAUUUUUGAAUGUGGUUCUGUUUUUAUUGGACUUUUACUGAUAACCUCAACAUAUUUAUAAAUGAAGGAAAUCUAAGAAAAAGGACACGGUUGUCAUGUUUUUGUUGAUAUGCUGUGAUGCCACAUCAGACAGAGAAGAGUCGUGCAUGUCUCAGAGAAUAACACAAUUUUUUACUAGUUGUGAGAUUGAUAAUUUUCAGAAAUAGCAUUUGCGUAAGCUAUGGUGUGUCAGCAGUGUUAGAGCACAGUAUUAUUGCGCUUAAAUAAAAUGAACUUUCAGUUGUUGAGGUGUAGUCAGAAUGAUUGAAUUCCAGUUUCUUAGUCGAGUUAACGGUUCCGUAGUUGCACACGAUUUUGAUGAUUAAUGGUCUAGUUUGAAGUCCAGAGGCUAUAGCUCACAAUAUCAGAUGAAGACUUGGACAGUAUUCAAAAUAUUGUGCCUAAAAAUGUAAUUGUCAGCUUGGCCAAAAGGUUGCAAAUUUACCGUAAUAAUGAACUGUUUUUUAUACGCACUAACAAAAUAAGUGCUUGUGCAUUGAUUAAUUCAUUGGCAUUGAUCUCUGUAUUAAAAAAAAAGAACCAAAAUAAAA
Molecule: messenger RNA, 2009 nt
Organism: Schistocerca cancellata (South American locust)
Lineage: Eukaryota; Metazoa; Arthropoda; Insecta; Orthoptera; Acrididae
Gene: Vps60
Product: charged multivesicular body protein 5
Exons: 5
Coding region: 134-799 (221 amino acids)
Biological process (GO): vesicle budding from membrane; late endosome to vacuole transport via multivesicular body sorting pathway
Cellular component (GO): multivesicular body
Source: RefSeq, a predicted model, not a curated record